Mytilus californianus (California mussel) is the source of this 1320-nucleotide messenger RNA. Its product is annotated as beta-1,3-glucan-binding protein-like. NCBI's taxonomy places the organism in Eukaryota, Metazoa, Mollusca, Bivalvia, Mytilida, Mytilidae. The transcript is spliced from 12 exons. The record is from RefSeq and is a predicted model, not a curated record. Gene Ontology annotation, biological process: carbohydrate metabolic process. The coding region runs from base 1 to 1320 and encodes 439 amino acids. Gene Ontology annotation, molecular function: hydrolase activity, hydrolyzing O-glycosyl compounds.
AUGGUGGGAAUAACAACAACUUCAACUAUACCACCAACGACAGCCACACCAUCAACAACCAUAUCAUCUACGACAACUGUAUCAUCAACGACAUCUAUACCAUUAACGACAUCUAUACCAUUAACGACACCUAUACCAUCAACGACAACUGGAAACAUCACAGGAAGUUCAAAUAGUACAUCAGGAUCAAUUUCGAAUUCAAGUUCAAACAACAUCACCUCAAACGUUCAAAAUGGGACUGGUACGGCUAAUGGAUUAAAUGGUGGAUCUUUGAACAAGGGGUCUUGUUGUAAUAAAGACUACACCUGUCAAAACUAUCCCUGUCUGAUAUUUGAUGACGAAUUUGAUAUUUUGAACCACUGUGUCUGGGAACAUGAAAUAACAGCUGGUGGUAACGGGGAUUCAGAAUUUCAAUACUACACAAGCAACAGAACUAACAGCUAUGUCAGGAACGGUAUCUUGUAUAUUAAACCAACUUUGACCUCUGAUCAUUACGGAGAAAAUUUUCUGACAUCAGGAACACUUGAUCUUUGGGGUGGAUUUAAUGAUGAUGAAUGUACCAGUAAUGCAUAUUCCGGAUGUAAAAGAACCGGAAGUGUUGCUCAUCCAAUAAAUCCAGUUCAGUCGGCUCGGUUACGUAGUAAAAGAGGAUUUAGCUUUAAGUAUGGAAAAGUUGAAGUCGAAGCCAAAAUGCCAAAAGGAGACUGGAUAUGGCCUGCGAUCAAGAUGUUGCCGAAAUGGAAUUCCUACGGCAGAUGGCCUGCGUCCGGUGAAAUGGACAUAGUAGAGGCAAGAGGAAACAUGAAUUAUAAAGGCUCAAAUGGAGUUACCAAAGCUGUUGAUAGUGUUCAAAGUUCUCUUCAUUUUGGACCUAAUCCACAACAUGACCAAACCGCUAAAGCAACUGUCGAGAAGAUAUUAACAUCCAGCACUUUUGCAGACAAGUUCCAUAAAUUCUCUGUGGAAUGGGAUGAAAAACGCAUAAGUUUUUCUGUCGACGGUGUAGAAAUUUUGAAAAGUGAACCAAAUCUAGGAGGUUUUUGGGAAAUUGGAGGAUUAAACUCAACAGGACUGACAAACCCUUGGCAUGCUAAUGUUGGAGGAUCUACCAUGGCGCCUUUCGAUCAGGAGUUUUACCUCGUUUUGGAUGUUGCUGUUGGUGGCACUACAUUUUUUCCAGACACGUGGAUGAAUUUUCCAUAUCCAAAACCUUGGAGGGAUGCGUCGGAUUUCGUUGUUAGAGAUUUUUGGCAGGCCAGACAUUUGUGGCAUCCAACAUGGAGUCCACAAAUAAACAAUGGAGAAAAUGCUGCGUUAUGA